Messenger RNA from Ochotona curzoniae (black-lipped pika), 1922 nucleotides. RefSeq names its product Josephin domain containing 1 (gene JOSD1). Gene Ontology annotation, molecular function: cysteine-type deubiquitinase activity. Bases 577 to 1185 code for a protein of 202 amino acids. The record is from RefSeq and is a predicted model, not a curated record. Gene Ontology annotation, biological process: protein deubiquitination. Lineage: Eukaryota; Metazoa; Chordata; Mammalia; Lagomorpha; Ochotonidae. The transcript is spliced from 4 exons.
CUGCCCGCGGCCCGCCGCCUCGCCCACGGCAUGGAGCGCUGCCCGCCCGCGCCGCCCGGCCCUCGCUGAGUGCUGGGAUCCGUGCGUGUUCUCCACCGCCCAGGCCUUGGCGUCGCGGUCGGCGAGAAAUGGAAGAAAAGGAGCGCCGGUGGCUCUCGGGCCUCCCUUAUUGACCCCUGCUUGGCCUCUACAGAGAAGACAAUACGGCGAGACAAGAGAGACGGACAGAAUCGUGGUCUGGGAAGGGGCGUGGGAGGCACGGGUGGGGGACGGGAAAGCCAGGUCUGACAUUUCUGUGUGUGUGUGAUUUAAACAGAAAUCUGCGCUUUGCCAGCGGUGGCCAAGUCAGCUAAACCAAAAGUUACUUUUCUAUCGAGAAGAGAGAAGAGGUUGAUUUUUUUUUUUUUUUUGUCAUUCCCAUUUGGAACACAGCCUCUUCUACUGACAUAGUAUCUAGCAUGGACACCUGUGUAUAAGGUGGACCUCAGGAAUUCUGGACUUACUGGAGCCGGUGGGAAGCCUUUAGGGGGGAUUGUGAGCUCUCCUCCAGACCCUAAGACACACACACGCAAAACCAUGAGCUGCGUGCCAUGGACAGGAGACAAGGGCAAGUGCGUGUCGCUGGAGCUGCCCCCGGCGGCGCCUGCCCACAUCUACCACGAGAAGCAGCGGCGGGAGCUCUGUGCCUUGCACGCGCUCAACAACGUCUUCCAGGACGGCAGCGCCUUCACCCGGGACGCCCUGCAGGAGAUUUUCCAGAGGUUGUCUCCGAACACCAUGGUGACACCCCACAAGAAGAGCAUGCUGGGCAAUGGGAACUAUGACGUGAACGUCAUCAUGGCAGCACUUCAGACCAAAGGCUAUGAGGCCGUGUGGUGGGACAAGCGCAGGGAUGUCGGCGUCAUCGCCCUCACCAAUGUCAUGGGCUUCAUCAUGAAUCUGCCCUCCAGCCUGUGCUGGGGUCCACUGAAACUGCCCCUCAAAAGGCAGCACUGGAUCUGUGUGCGGGAGGUGGGCGGGGCCUACUACAACCUCGACUCAAAACUCAAGGCACCCGAGUGGAUCGGAGGCGAGAGCGAGCUCAGGAAGUUUCUGAGGCAUCACCUGCGAGGGAAGAACUGUGAACUUUUGCUGGUGGUCCCAGAAGAGGUGGAGGCCCGUCAGAGCUGGAGGGCUGAUGCGUAACAUCCCACUGCGCCUUGCGCUCGCCUCUACCCUGCAGCCCUCUGUGGUGUGCUGCGGCCUGCGCUCACCACGGGGCCGCCCUUGCCACUUUCCAAACAUCUCACCAGGGUGUCUUCCCUCAGAUUUGGCAGUGCAAUAAGAGCAGCAUGUGGAGGUUCCCAGAAACGCCUGGCGUUGUCCGCCCCUGGAAAGGCAGGUGGACCCAAGCAUGCUGAUGGACGGACGGGACGAAGGCCCUGUUGUUGACGUCGCCUCUUCCCUCCCUUUGCCGCAGCACCAGCGGCUCUGAGAUGCAGGAAUGCACAGCCGUGGAACUGGCUCCAAGGAGCCGGAGCGUUAGGGUCUCUCAGGAAACCAUCUCCAAACCCCACCGGUGGCCCACCUGCCACCACCCACCCUUACCACCGCCCUGUGCCCCCACCCUAAGGGGAGUUGGAGCUUUAUAAGAAGUUCACCAAGAUUCCAAGCCAGCGGGUAAGCUGUGCAGUGUUACAGGUGAGAACCUGAGAGGAUGUGGCAGGAGCCAGCUGGGAGAGGCGGGAUCUGGCUGCACUCCUGUUUGGUCCCUGCCCUUUCACCACACUGAGUUAAGAGGCUCUGGGACAAAAGCAGCUUUCCCAGUCAGCCCACUCCAGCAUGAGGUCCCACUGGUUUGGGAGUUGAGUGGAAAGCAGAGCCUUUGAGGCUGAGCUGCUGUCAUGAGAGGCCUUGGCUUCGGGAUGGGUGGUCACGGGUGU